Molecule: messenger RNA, 6857 nt
Organism: Zootoca vivipara (common lizard)
Lineage: Eukaryota; Metazoa; Chordata; Lepidosauria; Squamata; Lacertidae
Gene: MECR
Product: mitochondrial trans-2-enoyl-CoA reductase
Biological process (GO): fatty acid metabolic process
Cellular component (GO): mitochondrion
Molecular function (GO): oxidoreductase activity
Source: RefSeq, a predicted model, not a curated record
ACCCGCGGAAACGGUUGCUAUGGGUUUAACGGCUGUGGCGGCGCUCGGCAGCCGCGCUCGGCCGUUACGGCCUCUAUGGAGCGCCGGCCUCCGCGCUCUGUCGGCGUCGGCUGCCCGGGCGCGGCCUCGAGGACUGGUCUACGAGCAACAUGGGGAGCCGGCUCAGGUCCUAAACCUAAAGGAGAUAGAUCUGGCAGAGCUGGGGGAUUCUGGAGUCAAUGUGAAAAUGAUUGCAGCCCCUAUCAAUCCAUCUGACAUCAAUAUGAUUCAAGGGACGUAUGCUACUCUGCCUGACUUGCCUGCGGUUGGUGGGAAUGAAGGAGUUGGACAAGUGAUUGAAGCUGGGAGUCGUGUGACUUCUCUGAAGCCAGGUGAUUUGGUUAUCCCAGCUGAUGCAGGACUUGGAACAUGGCGAACAGAAGCAAUAUUUGGUGAGGAGACUCUGCUGAAAAUUCCUCCUGAUACCCCAUUAACUUGUGCUGCCACUUUAAGUGUCAACCCCUGCACAGCUUAUCGGAUGUUGUUGGACUUUGAGGUCUUGAAGCCAGGAGAUUCAGUCAUCCAAAAUGCAGCCAAUAGUGGAGUGGGGCAGGCCGUCAUCCAGAUCGCAGCAGCCAAGGGGUUCAAAACAAUAAAUGUGGUCAGAGAUAGACCCAAUCUCCAGGAGCUUGUAGACAGACUGAAGUCGCUUGGAGCAGACCAUGUCAUCACAGAGGAGAUGCUGAGAAAAACGGAAGUAAAAGAGCUGUUUAAGAAAAUCCCUAGGCCCAUAUUAGCUUUGAAUGGCGUUGGAGGGAAAAGUGCCACUGAGUUGCUGCGUCACCUGCAGCACAAAGGGACCAUGGUUACCUAUGGUGGAAUGUCAAAGCAGCCUAUAACAGCCCCUGUGAGUGCACUGAUCUUUAAGGAUGUGAAACUUCGUGGCUUUUGGAUGACCCAGUGGAAGCGGGACAACGCACAGAACAAAGAGAAACUGAGAGGAAUGAUUGAAGAUCUAUGUGAUCUCAUUCGUAAGGGUCAGCUCACAGCUCCAGCCUGCCAAGAAGUCCCACUGAUAGACUACCAAGCUGCUUUGAAGUCUUCCAUGAAGCCCUAUGUAUCAGCUAAACAGAUCCUCAUUAUGUGAAGCCGGUCUGAUGGGGAAAUUUGUACACAGCCUGUUCAGAUGGAGGUCAGGCCCAGCUGGUUUGAGGGCUCCCAAGACUAGGACUUUUUCAAAGCCCCAUGCCCUGCAGCUUGGCAGAGAGGGGACUUUGGGGGGCAAAUGACCCAGACUAUCCAGUAAUAGUGGUGGUGGGAGAUUAAAGCUCUUGUUUCUAUAUGAGUAGGAAACACUGGUUUCAUGGCAGAAGGUGAGGUGGAGGAUGACCCGGGGAGACUUUCCCUCAGUGUACCCUGAUCCAGAUUUUCAGUGAAGGAACUGUACAAAAGCUGCUAUGUGCUCAAAUUCAGAGUGCCUACUGCCAGAGCAUGUGAUCUGCCAGCAUCAUGGCACUGCUUUUUUGUAACCCCGGAGAUGAGUCACUUUCUUCCUCCUAUAGCACACUUUUUGCUAGCUUUUCUGCACUUCAGCUCUGAUUCUGUAGAUUGAUUGCAUUUUCUAGGAUAAGGUUGUUGUUUAGUCGUUUAGUCGUGUCCGACUCUUCAUGACCCCAUGGACCAGAGCGCUCUAAUUCACAUUGUUGGUCCAUUAGCGAUGGGCAACAUGAGCUGUAUCUAGCCUACCAAGGCUUUCCCCCUGGAGUUACCACUUUGCAGGUUACUUUCUGAGAGUGUUGAUGUGUCAGAUGCAGCCUGCAGUCCUUAAGUGCCAUCCUCCUAAUCUGUAUAUAACGCAUAGAAAGACUAGUUUAAAAUUGGUUAUUUAUAUCAAGACUGUUGUAACUGAAAUGAAGGCAAAUUGUAUUUGAUUGCAAACCUGUUCUUGCAGAACCGUGUAAUGGCCGUUGAAAUGCCAAUGAUUCUCGUUUCCAAUAAAAUUCUCUAGCUCUGAUCAGUGAUGAGAUUUUUGCUGGAGCUUAGUAAUAGGCUAUGGCACUCUUGAAGCUGUUCAGUCAUGUAGUGUUGCUAUAUCAGCCUCUGGGGUAUUUCAUGGUGUUGCUUUAAUAGCUUAUAUGGUGCUUUCACACAUUAGACUUGAGCAGUGUAGAAGCGUGUAUGUUUAUAUGCAUUAGCACGCACACACAUAAGCAUAAAAUGAGAACGGCUGUGCUGGGCUUUGAUGAAAGUUAUCAGUGCAUGGACUAAUUAUGAUGAGAAAGUAUAUCAGGCCCACAGAGAUUGGAAAUAUAGCAAUAGAAACAUUUUAAGCCCGGAGAGAAAUUGUGUGAUAGCCCUGGGAAAAUCAGUCAAUAUUUCUUUUUAAUUCUAGAGUAUGGAUUGAUUUUCUAAGUGUUGGUGAUACCAUGAACUUGAAGAAUUUGGGGUUUCAAAGGGGUUGUUUUUAGGGAUAAUUUUGAACAUUUUGAUUGCCCCUUUCCAGCUCUACAAUAUCUUUAUUUUUUUGCAGUGACCAAAACUCUACACCAGAGCUUUCCAAACUGUGUGUCACAACACAUUAGUGUAUCGGCUGCAGUGUGUAGGUGUGUCAUGUGAACACUCCCUGUGCUCCUCCCGGGGCUGGGAAGGGGCUAGUUUAACCUCCGUUUUGCUACUAAAAAUGAAUGUCACCAAAAUGAAAAGUUUGGAAAGCUCAGUCUACACAGUAUUCCAAGUGUAGUCUCACAUAGAUUUUUAUAAUGGCAAUUUGCUUUUCCAUGAUCCCUAACAUGGAAUUUGCUACUUUCCGCAGCUGCCCCAUGUUUCCGUUGAGCUAUCCAAUACAACCCCAAGAUCUCAUUCCUGGUCAGUUACUGCCAGUCUGGACCCCAUUAGUAUAUAUGUUGUAAGGAGUCCUGUGUAGUUGUUUUGCAUCAGCAGGAUAUAAAUGUUUUAAUAAACAAAAGACAAUGAUAUUACAUAUAGUUGUACAAAAACAAUACAGUGGUACCUCGGGUUAAGAACUUAAUUCGUUCUGGAGGUCCGUUCUUAACCUGAAACUGUUUUUAACCUGAGGUACCACUUUAGCUAAUGGGGCCUCCUGCUGCCACCGCACGAUUUCUGUUCUCAUCCUGAAGUAAAGUUCUUAACCUGAGGUACUAUUUCUGGGUUAGCGGAGUCUGUAACCUAAAGCCUCUGUAACCUGAGGUACCACUGUAGUUCUAAGGGGGGAGAAACAUUCAUUGUUUCAAUAUGUGUGUGUUGCAGCAGAUGACAUCAUAGACUCCAGAGGCACCUCCCUUCUUGCACUGGAAGGAGUGCCUGUAUUAGAUGGUGCUUGCCCUCUGCAGUUUUUGUAAGGUAUUUAAAAUAUUUUCUAAAAUUAGCAAUUUGUUUGUUUAAUCAAGGCCACAUUGUUAGCUGAUAUUUGUAAUUGAUUAACAGCUAAAUGCUGCCGUCUGCUUAGGCACCUUUGUCAGCCUGUCUUUUUCAAAUGGAACGCUGGAAGAACCUGCCAUAUACUGCCAAAAUCAGACUAUAUGUCCAUCUAGGUCAGCAUUCUCUAUUCUAGGGUCUCUGGCAGUGGUUCCUCACAUUCCCUUCUACCUGGGAUUCAUUUAACUUUGGAAUGGAAAACCUGUGAUGCUCCAAGUGUUGGACUCAAAUUCCCCCGAUCUCUGACUUUUGACGAUGCUGGCUGUGGCUGAUGGGAUUUGGAAUCCAAUAACAGGUAGAAGUCUGCAGGAUCCCCACCCCUGAUUUAAUUGGAAAAGCCUGGAGUUGAAACUGGGACCUUUUGCAUGCUCCAUGGUCCCUUUCCGAUGAGUGCCUUGCGCUGAGUGUUGAUGUGAAGAAGUGAGGCCGCUUUGAGCUUAAAGAAGGCUGUCUGUGUUGGAGCAAGCAAGGUAAGUCACGAAUUCUCCACUGCAAAUCAUGAUGAAGAGGCCACUGGCUGCAGAGGGAAGGUAAAUCAGCAUAUGAAAUAUUGUCUAAAUUAACCUAAUCCUCUGCUAAUAAUUUAUUUAAGAUUACAUCAUUCCUUUCUGACUGAUUACAGGUUUUUAAGGUGGUUUACAGGAACUCGCAACCAAGUAAGAUUAAGAAAAGAAAUAAGGCAGCUGGAGGGCAUCACACCCCCUACUGCAGGGGUCAGCAACCUUUUCCAGCCAUGGGCCGGUCCACCGUCCCUCAGACCAUGUCGUGGGCUGGACUAUUUGGGGGGGGGAACAAAUUCCUAUGCCCCACAAAUAACCCAGAGAUGCAUUUUAAAUAAAAGGACACAUUCUACUCAUGUAAAAACAUGCUGAUUCCCAGACCAUCAGCGGGCCGGAUUGAGAAGGUGAUUGGGCUGCAUCUGGCCCACGGGCCUUAGGUUGCCUACCCCUGCCCUACUGUAAGAUAGCCUAACAAUGCUGUCAAUGUUGCUGCAGCAACUUCCUCCCUUUCAAAGCUUACCAAUGACCACAGGAGAAAAUCCCUCCCUAAAAGAAAUGGGCUACCUAGCAACCAGUGUCAGGAAUUCUUAGGGCACUUACUCUUGGGCAGCUGGGUAACUUGUGGAUCCUGGCUCGUCCUUGCAGUGGUGACUGAUGAGUGUAUCUUACUAGAUGUUCUCUAACUUUUUUCAGAUUGAAAGAGGGGUUUUGAUGAGUGGGGCACAGCUUUAUGCAGAUCCCCUCUUUGCUCAUGUUUUUUGUCCCUUUGCUGCCUGUUCAUGGUCCUGUUAGUAGCAAAUGCUCCACUACUGGACAUCAUUUUGCUCUCUUUUACCCAAGAAAAGCUGGAAUGAGACCAGGAAGCAUUGCCCUUCUGAAGCUGACAUAAUCAUAUAACUAGCCAAUGAGAGUUAGCAGAUCAUAGUGAAGGCAGGAAACAUGUUUUCAGGUUCUUCCUGACAAAAUCAACAAAAUGGGUGGUCUGGGCACAGCACAGUGAAGGUGAGAGGGCCACCUUGACCCAGCCCUCAACGCCCUGUCAGUCAGAGGUGAAUAGUACUGUGAACUCCCAAACAAAGCAAUGCAUGUUGCAUUGACUUUGAAUACAGUGGUACCUCUGGUUAAGAACUUAAUUCGUUCCAGUGGUCCGUUCUUAACCUAAAACUGUUCUUAACCUGAAGCACCACUUUAGCUAAUGGGGCCUCCUGCUGCCGCCGGAGCACAAUUUCUGUUCUCAUCCUGAAGCAAGGUUCUUAACCUGAGAUACUAUUUCUGGGUUAGCGGAGUCUGGAACCUGAAGCAUUUGUAACAGACCUUAUACUAUCCCUUCGAAAGCAGAGUUGGCUUUUUAAAAAUAAUCUUACCAAGCGCCAGCCACCAUUGCCAAACCAGAGGAAAUUCUUUCAUUACUGCAAAAGACAGGUCAGAAAAGUCAGCUGAAAAGUUGGAGAGAUGCUGGCAUCACUAUACUGUAAAGGAUAAUUUAUUUGGUAGGAAAGAACGUAUCGGAGAAAUAUGUGGCAUUCCAGGGCCCAAGCUCCCUUUGCUGCCUCUGCUACUAACGUUUUCAGUAACCUGAAGCACAGCUUUGCCUUACUGAAGGGUCUGGAAACUGUAGGCCCGAGGACCAGAUGUGGCCUUCUAAGGCCCUCUCUCUGGCUCUCAGAGCUCUCCUCAACCAUACAACCUUCUGGCCCUGCUUUGAGUGUUUUUCCUAGUUAGAAAGAGUCCUUGAACUGUGAUAGUGCAUAAGAAGCAGGACUGACUUCAGGAGUUAGCAUUGUUUGACAACUGCCAAAGCCCACUGCCAACUCUUGGAGACUCCUGGCCUUGCUGCUGCUACCUAUUCAUCUUUCCUCUCCAUCCUGAGUGUCAAAAACUCAGGAUAACUGUACUUGCAACAUACAUACAGAAUUAAGGCGGGACCAUUAGAGUGAAUGGGUCACUGCCUCACCUGCCUGAUUUCUUUCUUAGAGUCAGUCAGUCCUGAGGGUGGCACUGCCUGUCGGCUUCCUCCUCCUCUGCGUUCUCUGUCUCUGCCCUUUUGGAGGAGGAUGGGGACAAAGCUAGAGUUUAUUAGUCCAGAUCCUCCUCUUCCCUUCCUCUUCCGCAUCUUCCAGCAUGGGGGCUGAGCUCUUUUCAGGUGUGUGCUGGACUACUAAUGUAGGUGGCUGCCACCCUGUUCUGGCAUAGCAAAUCCAAUAAACCUGACUCAUCUAUCUGUUUGCAAGUCCAUUCAUCUCUUUGUGCAGCUCUUCCCCGUUCCUCGCUUUGCUCAUCAAUCAUCUCUUAAUUUGCCUAUCUUGGCCCUCUCACCCAUCCAUCUCAAUCUUGCAGCACAGAAGUUUGCCUCCCUCUAAGUCACAAUUUUAAAGGGGGGGGGAGUGACUGCACCUUGCUUUGGCAGCAGAAGCAGCUGCAGUUUAUCAUGCCCAAGCUAGGAUGCCAACAAACCAUGCCCAUGUUGGAAGCUGAUGCAGCAGCCCUAAUAGGAAAAUGCAUGGGGACUGUGGCACGGAAGCCACACAAUCCUUUCUACUAAAGCGCAUGUGUCUGGCUCCCAUUUAGCAAAAAUUGCUUUGUUUAUGACUAAGCGAUUAGUCUUUUCCAUUGAUGCCCCCCAGCAACCCAACUGACACGGGAAGCCAGGGGGGAGCGUGGCACCUCUCAUGGUGACAGCGAAGUGAUGGGUGCCUUUUUCCAGUCCAUUAGCACCAGCAGGCUGCAGAUGUCGGCGCCUGUCUUUCUGGCAUUUCAGUGCACAAGAGAAAUGGAAGGCUCUUCCCUGUUAUCAUUGCUGCCAUGAUGGGAGAGAAGGAAAGAUAGUUCCACAUGGCACAGGGAUUAAUGGGACAGAACAAUAGCGGAGGCAGGGACAUGAGAGAAGAGGCGGGUGCGAGCCAUUUGCAAGCUAUUUAAAAACAACACUCUGUUCCUUGGUAA